Molecule: messenger RNA, 1824 nt
Organism: Metarhizium robertsii ARSEF 23
Lineage: Eukaryota; Fungi; Ascomycota; Sordariomycetes; Hypocreales; Clavicipitaceae
Product: protein PFS2
Exons: 3
Coding region: 1-1824 (607 amino acids)
Cellular component (GO): mRNA cleavage and polyadenylation specificity factor complex
Molecular function (GO): protein binding
Source: RefSeq, a predicted model, not a curated record
AUGGCUUACGAGCCACGCGGUGAACAUGGGGGAGGUGGCCAGGAUGGCACAUCCAUGAAGGCAAGAGGUCGAAGGCCCGUUACCGAUUACAGUUCUACUGUCACGCACUGGCUGCGGAAUAGAGUCCCCAACUACAAGGGCUCGUACAAUGGCGAGGCGGAACGGCCAAGCGCAAGCUAUAUCGUCGACAUGCUGCCACCUGCUGCGCGACCAACAAAUGCCGCAGACACAAUUCCAAUCAAACAUCUUCAUUCUUCACUAAACAAAAUCAAGCAUCCCAUUAACGUGGUCCGAUGGACCCCAGAGGGCCGCAGGUUAUUAACAGCCUCGACAAGCGGCGAGUUUACGCUCUGGAACGGUACGGGGUUCAACUUUGAAACGAUUAUGCAGGCUCACGAUUCAGCAAUUCGAGCACUGGAGUACUCCCAUAGCGACGACUGGCUGAUAUCUGGUGACCAUGACGGACUUAUUAAAUAUUGGCAGCCCAACUUCAACAAUGUUCAAAGUAUAAAUGCACACUCCGAUCCAAUUCGAGAUCUGGCAUUCAGCCCGAAUGAUUCUAAAUUCGUCAGCGCCUCUGACGAUUCAACGCUCAAGAUAUUCGACUUUGCACUGGGACAGAUGGAAUCGAAGUUGGAAGGACACGGUUGGGAUGCCAAAAGCGUUGAUUGGCACCCCACCAAGGGAUUGCUGGUGUCAGGAUCAAAGGAUCAUUUGGUUAAGCUGUGGGAUCCCAGGACCACUCGUUGUCUCACCACCCUCCACGGCCACAAGAGCACAAUCACCAAAGUCAUGUUUGAACGCGUGCGGGGAGCUUGCCUGGCAACAUCAGCACGGGACCAAACGGCGCGUGUAUUUGACCUCAGGAUGAUGCGAGACAUUUGCCUCCUCAAGGGCCACGAAAAGGACAUCUCGACACUGACGUUUCACCCCGUGCAUGCCAACCUUCUCACCACGGGAGGCAUGGAUGGCGCUCUCUUCCACUACCUCCUCGAUUCGCCAAAUCCUCCUGCAGGUCAGCCCUUAACUGUGGCCCCCUAUGACAGCAUGGAUCCGUCCACCACACCGGCCCAGUCCGUCUGGCCGAUGCACAGAAUCCCAUUUGCGCACGACUACGCCGUGUGGUCAUUAGAUUGGCACCCGCUUGGACAUAUCCUCGCAUCUGGUUCCAAUGACCGUAUCACACGUUUCUGGACCCGAGCCCGCCCAGGGGAUGCCGACGUUUCUCAGGACAGAUACCACAUUGGCGAAGCGGCCGCUGAGGCACAAGGAACCUGGGAUCGUCGCGGAAACCGCCGCCAGAGACAGGAAGAAGAACAGCAAGAAAUGGAAGAUGAGAUGGACGCGCUCGUGGACCAAGACGCCACCAAACUCCCUGCGCCGGCUUCCCUCCCAGGCAUUCCUGGUCUCCCUCUGGGAGGCGGUUCGGCACUGCCCGGUCUCACAGCCGGCCUGCCACCUCCUCCCCCCAUCCCAGGCGUUGGAUCAAACGGCCCUCCACCACCGCCGUUCCCAUUGCCAGGACUCAACGGCGCUCCUCCACCACCUCUACCUGGCCUCGACCCCAAUCAUCCCCCAGACCCGGCACAACUCCUCGAAAUGAUGAAGAAGGCGGGCGUUCCCCUUCCACCGCCCGGUGCCUUGCCUCCAGGUCUCAUCCCACCGAUGGGGGCUAUCCCCCCGCCAGGAAACUUUCCCUUUCCUGUUCCGCCUCCGCCAAUGCACACGGAGGAGAAUGACACGAGACGACGGGCGCCGUUACCGAGUCAGGAGGAGAGUUUACGCCAGGAGCAGCGACAGGGGAAGUACACUAGGGCACGAUAG